AUGCAUAAGUUUCCAGUAAAUGAAGAGUUUGCUCUGAAGCCAACGGCCCCAAAAAUUGCUGGCUCAGGGGUGAUUGUUGGUGGUGAUAAGGUCAUUUGUGCCUAUGAUCUUGUUGAACAGAUGGAAUAUCUGUAUGUUCGGGUUGUUAAAGCAAAAGAAUUACCUGCAAAGGACGUUACUGGUUCUUGUGAUCCUUAUGUUGAAGUCAAGCUAGGUAACUACAAGGGAGUCACAAAACAUUUUGAAAAAAAGUCGAAUCCCGAGUGGAAUCUUGUCUUUGCUUUUUCCCAGGAUCAGCUUCAAGCAUCAUCUGUUGAAGUGGUUGUGAAAGAUAAGGAUGUCGUGUUAGACGAUUUCAUUGGUGGGAUUUCCUUUGGUCUUGUCGAUAUCCCUAGACGAGUUCCUCCAGAUAGUCCUUUGGCACCGCAGUGGUAUAAAUUGGAAGAUAAGAAAGGGGAAAAACUGAAGAAGGGUGAAAUUAUGCUUGCCCUUUGGAAAGGAACUCAGGCAGAUGAGGCGUUUUCCGAUGCUUGGCAUUCUGAUGCAGCAGCAGUCGGGAGCGAUGGCAUUUCAAGAAUUCGUGGAAAGAUAUAUAUUUCUCCAAGGCUAUGGUAUUUACGAGUGAAUAUAAUCCAGUGUCAAGAUUUGAUUAUAAGUGAUAAAAGUAGACCUCCUGAAGUUUGUGUGAAGGUCGUUCUAGGAAAUCAGGCUUUGAAAACUAAGAUUUCUCCUGUGAAGAGUGCGAAUCCAGCAUGGAAUGAGGAUUUGGUAUUUGUCGUUGCGGAACCAUUCGAGGAGCCUUUGGUUAUAACUGUGGAGGAUAGAGUUUCAUCUAACAAAGAUGAGAUCUUAGGAAAGUGUUUAAUGUUGUUAAACUCUGUCCCGAGGAGGCUGGAUAAUAAGCCUGUCGGGGCCAAGUGGCAUAAUCUUGAGAAACAUUUCGUCGAAGGGGAAAAGAAGGAGAUUAAAUUUGCUAGUAAGAUUCAUAUGAGGAUCAGUUUGGAUGGUGGCUAUCACGUAUUGGACGAGUCUACGUAUUAUAGCAGUGAUCACAGACCGACUUCAAAGCUGCUAUGGAAAUCCAGCAUUGGAAUUCUUGAGCUGGGAGUAAUAAGCGCCACUGGCCUUUCAACAAUGAAGACGAAAGAUGGCAGGGGAACUAGUGAUGCGUAUUGUGUAGCCAAAUACGGUCCAAAAUGGAUCCGGACCAGGACAAUCAUCGAUAGUACGUCCCCUAGAUGGAAUGAACAGUACACCUGGGAAGUAUUCGAUCCUUGUACUGUGAUUACAAUUGGGGUGUUUGAUAAUGGCCAUUUACAAGGAGGGGGAAAGGAUGGGUGCAUUGGAAAGGUUAGGAUUAGGCUAUCGACCCUUGAAACAGAACGUGUUUAUACACACUCAUAUCCUCUAGUUGUCUUGAAACCUUCCGGUGUGAAAAAGAUGGGUGAAGUUCAAUUAGCCGUCAGGUUCUCGUGUACGUCUUAUCUCAACAUGCUACACAAGUACACGCAUCCAUUGUUACCGAAAAUGCAUUAUGUUCAUCCAUUGUCGGUAACUCAGUUGGAUAUCUUAAGGCAUCAGGCUAUUCAAAUAGUCUCGAUAAGGUUGGGUCGAGCCGAGCCACCGCUGAAGAAAGAGGUCAUUGAGUAUAUGCUUGACGUUGGAUCACACAUUUGGAGUGUAAGAAAGGCUAAAGCAAACUUCAUGAGAAUAAUGAAUGUAAUGGGAGGGGUGCUUGCUAUAGGCAAAUGGUUUGAUCAAAUAUGCCACUGGAAAAAUCCCCUAACAACUAUUCUUAUUCACAUACUCUUUGUUAUACUAGUCCUUUAUCCCGAACUGAUUUUUCCGACGUUGUUUCUCUACCUCUUCUUUAUUGGCAUCUGGCGCUACCGAUGGAAACCAAGACACCCUCCUCACAUGGACAUUCGGCUUUCUCACGCUGAUGCGGUAGGUCCAGACGAGUUGGAUGAAGAAUUUGAUACGUUCCCAACUUCAAAGGGAUCUGCAUUAGUGCGAAUGAGAUAUGACCGUCUGAGGAGUAUAGGAGGAAGGAUUCAGACUGUUAUUGGUGAUUUGGCAAUGCAAGGGGAAAGAUUUCAGUCACUUUUAAGUUGGAGAGAUCCAAGGGCCUCUGCUUUAUUUGUUGCAUUCUGCUUAUUUGCUGCCAUAGUUUUGUAUGUUACACCAUUCCAAAUUGUGGCUCUUUUGGCUGGUUUAUAUGUGUUAAGACAUCCUAAGCUGCGCAGUAAGGUUCCAUCAUAUGGUACUAAUUUCUUCAAGAGGCUGCCUGCUAAAUCAGACUGCAUGUUGUAG
Molecule: messenger RNA, 2313 nt
Organism: Fraxinus pennsylvanica
Lineage: Eukaryota; Viridiplantae; Streptophyta; Magnoliopsida; Lamiales; Oleaceae
Source: the annotation of a GenBank genome assembly